CCACUUGCACCCAAAGAAAUGACUUGAUUUUGAAAGCUAGUGAUUUAAUCUAACAAACAGAAUAAAAUCUUCUGUCAUCACUAUUACCCUGAUUAACACAGCAAAUACAAGUCUUGUUCAGCAUUUGUUAGCGAGUGUAUUACACACCCAGUCACAAGUUCUGGAAUUCUGAUCUAGAAUGGAAAACAUUGCUGUCCUAAAAAGAUAACCCGCUGAAGCUUUAAUGAACCGUGAAGAUCUGUACACGCCAAAAGAUUUAUUCUCUUAGGAAAAGCGGUUAUUAAAUAUAAAAAAACAGCAAGUUGAAAAUCUUAAUGACACGGAGGAGUAAACGUUCAAUACCCUGUUUAUUACUGUUGAUAAAUGUUUACAAUGAGUAUUUUCCCUCUGGUCGCUGACGACCGUAUUGAUUACAUGUCAGAAUAUCCGGAAAUGUGAACAGAAAUGCCAACUUUGACGUCAUACCUUAGCAGCUGCGAGCGUUAAAAUAAAUAAAUAAAUUUAAAAAAGUGGUUAAAAAGUUGAGGCAAACAAACAAACAAACAAACAAACAAACAAACAAACAAACAUAAAAAAUCUUCAAAUUCUGACAGCGGAUGUUCGGCGUUGUACCUCCCAAAUACAAAUGAAUACACGUUUCCUGAGAACACUAUAUAGGUAAGAAUUCAUAUUUCGUAUCCCCUCUCUUUUUAUUAAUGUAAAUCAAGGCAUUCAAAUAAAUAGUGUACUGAAGAAUUAAUUACAUAUUGAUGUAGCACUGAAUCACGUCCGGUGAAUGGCCACAGAUAUCAUUCGAUAUAGUGUUUAAACUAAUCAUACACACUGUUUAACAGAAGAAAACAUAGCAGGUGCUGUGAAAUCAAUGAAUGAGGCUUUUGAAGAACGCCCAUGAUAGACCGGGUCUGAGUCGCGUCAGUGAGGUAUUCCUCAUAGCGUUGUGGUGAUUCACGUGUUUGAGGGUCUUCAGGCGAUGGUGCCCACCGUUCAAUCAUCUCGUUCACUUAUCCCGGUCCCCCCGGACAAAGAGGGGGGUCACAUUACAUAUCCUUCUUUCUACAAGAACUGACAGGAGAUCCCCUCGGAAUCCACCGCCCUGACAGGGGCGCUCUCCUGAGCCGUUUAUAAGGAGCUGGAGAGCAGGACCCGAGCAAGGAACUUUUAACGCGCAGGCAUACUCCAGAGACGUGAGCAGAGAACUCACAAGACAGCGAUGAAGGGUAUAGGGACUGUCAAGGCUUACGCAUUGGCUUUGCUUCUUACGGCUGCUUUCAUUCCUCAGUCCUGGAGCGCGCCUCAGGGUCACUUUCAGAGGAGAAACUGGACCCCGCAGGCAAUGCUUUACUUGAAGGGGGCUCAGGGUCGCCGUUUCAUAUCGGAGGAAAGAAAAGAUGGCGAGUUUUAUGAGAGACUACAUUUAGCAACCAGAAGCCCAAACCCAAACCCCAGGAGUCUGUUGGAUGCACUGGCAGUGCUGCUGGCCUUCAUCAGCAAGGCAGGGGAGCAAGCUGAAGAAAACACAGAGCAAAUACAUUUGCAAGAGACCCCAACAUGGAAAAGAGGAUACUUCUAAUAGCCUGUUAACUUGUGUAGUAUUGUAGUUUGAAAGGAUUGUCUUUGAUUUUAUUACAUGUUUAGAAUAUUCACACAUACUGUACAACACUGUGGAUUCCUUAAUAUGGCUUGGACUUGACCAAUGCCAUGCUUCGAAUGUAAAGUCAAUUAAAAGAAGCCUUUGCGUUCAAAAGAAGCCAUCUUUCAUCACUCCAAAAGGGAAGUCACCAUAAUCACAGUGUUUCUGAAAUGGAGACUGGAAACUCCUGUCUCUGCACAGAAAGUUUAAAGCGAUUCAAGAAACACAUGAUCAACAGUUAUAAAAACUGACCUGCAAAUGUUCUUUUGUACAAUAAAAAUGUUAUAACAAAAGUGUAAACAAGUAGCAUUUUUUUUACCCCCCAAUAAACAGAAAUCAUAUUAAGUUUAACGAUAAGCCUGAGAUUUGGGGGAGGGAUCAUGGGAACUUGCUUCUCCUAUUGACCCCUCCUCCCUAACUUGUUUAAACCUCAAGCAAACUCACCUGGCUGUUGCUGGUGCAAUCCCAGUCUCCACUUCCCCAGCCUCCACUUUAUUUGCAGGCAGUCCCCUCGAUGGGUGGGCAGUGCAUGGCUUCAUCACGGUCCACCCUGCUGACCUGGCCUCGUCAGAUCAGUUCCUCUUUCAGAGGGUGGUGGCUUCCUUCUCCCCUUGAGAGACGGGACCAACAGCCAAAUCUAUAAGCAGUGACAUCACUCAUACCCCCAGUCACGUAGCCAUGAUCCAGGCACUGAAUUGUUAAACAGCAUUAUACAAUUUGCACAGCAUCCUGUGCUAUGUGGCUGGUGCAUCUCAUUAAAAGUCUGUAGCAACUAUACACAGCAGCCUAUACAGUGCGCCCGUCUUGAGUCGAGUAUUGGGGAUAGAAUGACAAUGCUCUCUCGUUAUUUCCCUUUGUGACUUGUUAAAUAUUGAGGGCUGUGAGUUAAGGAUGGGUCCUUACAGGGUUUAAUAUUGAAGCUUAAAAGGAAAACUGCUGUGUGCCAAAAUGAUCAAUAAGAAAAAAGAAAAGGAUAUUUCAGGUACUUAAAAAGGUAGAAUAAUUGAUUACAAAUCAAUUAUCAUGUUGUUUCGGACUACAAGUCCUUUCUUUUUUCUUAUAUACAGACGUGCUCAAAUUUGUUGGUACCCUUACAGCUCAUUGAAAUAAUGCUUCAUUCCUCCUGAAAAGUGAUGAAAUUAAAAGCUAUUUUAUCAUGUAUACUUGCAUGCCUUUGGUAUGUCAUGGAAUAAAGCAAAGAAGCUGUGAAAAGAGAUGAAUUAUUGCUUAUUCUACAAAGAUAUUCUAAAAUGGCCUGGACACAUUUGUUGGUACCCUUGAAUCUGUGCAGGGUACAAUGAAAUCUCAAGACUAUCAAGGCAUUCUGGAGCGAAACGUACUGCCCAGUGUCAGAAAGCUCUGUCUCAGUCGCAGGUCAUGGGUCCUCCAACAGGAUAAUGACCCAAAACACACAGCUAAAAGCACCCAAGAAUGGAUAAAGAACAAAACACUGGACUAUUCUGAAGUGGCCUUCUAUGAGUCCUGAUCUGAAUCCUAUCGAACAUCUAUGGAAAGAGCUGAAACUUGCAGUCUGGAGAAGGCACCCAUCAAACCUGAGA
This is a messenger RNA of Acipenser ruthenus (sterlet), 3189 nucleotides long. RefSeq names its product spexin prohormone 1-like. The coding region runs from base 1211 to 1570 and encodes 119 amino acids. Gene Ontology annotation, molecular function: neuropeptide hormone activity. NCBI's taxonomy places the organism in Eukaryota, Metazoa, Chordata, Actinopteri, Acipenseriformes, Acipenseridae. The record is from RefSeq and is a predicted model, not a curated record. The transcript has 6 exons.